AUGGCAACUCUGCAUACACUGACAGGUGCUCAUAUCGUUCUACUGGCCGUGCAGUUGGCAUCGGAAGGAGACCUGAAAGGCCUGCAACGAGUGGUCCGUGGCCGCCGCGAUGUGCUGUCCGACACUCUCAUAUAUCGACUCCUCCUGUCCUUCUACCCGGCCGAGGUCUCUGAGCAGUCGGAUCUCGUCAAGUUCCUCAAGUCCCUCAGGAAUCUCCCACCGGACUCUGCAGACAACGCCGAAACCGACACCGACACCGACACCGACGAGAAAAUCGAUCCCUCCCUUUCCCACCUCCCCAAGAAAGAAGCAUUCGAUCAGUGUCGGGCUCUGAGACUACGGCACAUUCCUGAGCAUGCCUCCAUAGAUACCAACAGCACGCUAGCAAAUUUCAUAAUUGAAUGGGCCAAAGGCUUAGAGUUAAUCAGCGGUGCGACGCAGCCACCGCUUCAUUUCGUUGAGCAAUUCUUAGAUGACGAUGAGGACCUGCGCCUUUGGUACGAGACCUAUUUAGUGCCUGUGGUUCGACUGCAGUAUGAAUUCUAUCCAGAAAACGAGAAGGUUGUUGGAGUGCAAGAGCUCGAGACACUGUCGGGAGCAGAAGGCGUACAGACGCUGCUACAGUAUGCCGAAAGACAGAAUGCCGCUUCUGCCAUCGUCAGAGAUCUCGAUUACGUCGUCGCUCCAUGGGUGCGUGGCGCUCAUCGAGCAAAGAGGAGAAAGGUCCAGCGUCCAGGGGGGCUUGUGACUGCAGAAAAUGCGUCCUGGGAGGCCGUGAAUGAAUGGCUCGUGGCGUCGAGUUUGGUUGAUUUUAGCGUUGCGGCUAGUGUUUUCAUACAGUGGAAUGGUCCCGUUCAAGAUCCUCAACCCACCGAUGAGGGUGUUACGCGUUUCGCCCAGAUUGGCCUGGCUAUCAUCUAUGGCUGCUCAAAAGUGUCUCCAGAGACACAAUCUAUGUCUCGACAAGUGCUUGACAAAGCCGCCAGAUCAGCAGGUCUGAAGCCUCCGGACUUUUCCAGAUCUCCGCCUGAGGUCUCCCUUCCGCCGUCCUUCUCCAAAGGGUUUGACGAAGCAGACUUGUUGCAAAGCUCGCUUUCCCGAAACGCGAAUCCAUUCACACACGUAGACGAGGCUUCUGUCAACCUUCUGGUCGGACUACUCUAUACUGCUGACAUUUUGUUGGGGUUGGGACAACCUGUGGCAAUCACCGACGUGGCACGAAUCUGUGUUUUUGGCUCUGAACUUCGUCAUGAAGAAGAACUCCGUCGACUACUACAGCACAUCCCCCGCAUGACCCGGAAAGCGAUUGACUGGCGUUUGGUGCGUCGAGACCUGCUGUGGUUGCAGACCUGGAGCAGCACUCGACAACUCACCUCGCAAGCCCAACAGCCAGCGUUUCUAUCACGUCUCUCGCCCGACUAUGUGGAAAGACAGAUUCUGGACGCCCUUCUCCGGGCCAGUCAAUAUGACAUUGUCAAAGAAGUGUAUAUUGACACUACCUUUCUCCCCCUGAAGGUGCCAGACGUUGAAGAUAGGAUAGUCGCUGCCAUUCUCGAAGCCUAUGACAAUGCCAGCAAUGGAAACAAGGACCGUGGCGGAAUGAAACGUGCACACGAGAUACUGAGAGCAUUCCGCCCCCUGUUACCCCAGUCUUCGAGCUUACCUGGUAUAGACCACCUCAUUCGAGCCACCCACAGCCUCUCAUUCUAUCAGCUCACUCUGCAACAUGGUGUUCCAUUCAAACCGGUGGCUAUCCGUGUGCAGAAAGAUCCCUUGACGCUGGUGGAGAAGGUCUUGGAGCAGGAUGCAAAAGCCUACACCAAGUUGGACGACCUGCUAGAGAUCGGGCGUAACCUCGUGCGUGCCUAUCUUCCAAAACAUGGGACGAUGCCGGAUGACUUGGAUCCUAUCAAAUUGCGUGUGUCCGACGCUGAACAUAGGAUCACCUACUCAGCUGUCAUGGCCGCCCUCGCCGCUGACGAUUUCCACACUGCUUAUGCUUACAUCACAACCCGCCUCUCCAUCUCUCCAACACGCGCUAUAGGGGCUGGGUUUGCGGACGACACUUCGUGGCGGGCAGCGUAUGCUGCUGGCAGAUAUCGACCGCAGGCGCCACCAAAUGGUCUGAAGGCUCGCAUCGACAGUCUGGCUCAGCGAAUGGAGCUUCUUUCCCGAGCGCUAAUGCUCGCGCCAUCUGGGGACGCUUUGGCAGGGAUACUGGCAACCUGGCGUCGCUACGAAGAAGAGAUGGAUGGUCUGAAGACACAAGCCAUGGAGGAAGAGCGAGCUUUCGACGCCCAUGCUGACGCUUCACUGCCCGGGGCGUUCGCACUGGAGGACCGUGAUGCAGAUGCAGCCGAAACGACGCGGGUGAUGGCACGCCGAAGUGGGCCAGGUACUGCUACGGGGCCUUCUUAUGAGGAAGAAGCACCGAUGGGGCUUUUUGAUGUCGCUAGAGGGGCCGCGGCUGCUUUCAGGAAAAGCGCUAUUUUCCCCCUGGGCCCGUCAGGACUGCAAGAUCUCAAGAUCCGAGAGGCAGCACCACCACCAAAUGGUCAGUCGUGGGAGGAAACUGCUCCAGCUCAAUCAACUGCCAGUGGCAAGGUUCGCAAGAGAGAUAUGGUCACUAAUAUGGUCACCAGUGGGUUGGUCAGUGGCAUGGGCUGGGUUCUCGGGGCUCAACCGCAGGACAGGGUUGAUCGCAGCACGGAGAGUUUUGACUGA
Molecule: messenger RNA, 2724 nt
Organism: Capronia epimyces CBS 606.96
Lineage: Eukaryota; Fungi; Ascomycota; Eurotiomycetes; Chaetothyriales; Herpotrichiellaceae
Exons: 1
Coding region: 1-2724 (907 amino acids)
Biological process (GO): retrograde vesicle-mediated transport, Golgi to endoplasmic reticulum
Source: RefSeq, a predicted model, not a curated record